This is a messenger RNA of Saccoglossus kowalevskii, 843 nucleotides long. RefSeq lists its product as uncharacterized. Gene Ontology annotation, molecular function: protein dimerization activity; DNA-binding transcription factor activity, RNA polymerase II-specific; RNA polymerase II transcription regulatory region sequence-specific DNA binding. NCBI's taxonomy places the organism in Eukaryota, Metazoa, Hemichordata, Enteropneusta, Harrimaniidae. The record is from RefSeq and is a predicted model, not a curated record. Gene Ontology annotation, biological process: regulation of transcription by RNA polymerase II; developmental process.
GUCUACUGACGUAUACCACCUGAGUUACAUAUCAAGAUGGAGAGACAAGUUCCAGAUUUCACCAGUUGUCUGUAUAAUGACUACUCUCACCAGACGUAUGCAUUUGAAGAUUCUAUGUAUCCAGAUUCCAUACCAUGUAUCGAGUAUGACAAGGAUGAAUGUCACGGGAAUCAUCUGGUUACGGAGAACGAUCACCAAUGCACACCGAUGUCUGUACACUCCUACACAAGCCUGGCAGAUCAAGUCAACGCCAUCGACUUCGAGAAACUUUCACAGGGUACGGAAUACGAUAAAUGUCACGGUCUGUUCGGCAACGGCGAGUGUGGCGACUUGGAAAGAGAACCAACACUGUCCUACACAUGGAAAAGAGACAAAACGCAUCAGGGUACCGGCGUCAAAGAUAGAAGUUCGGCUAACAAGAGAGAAAGGGUCCGAAUGCACAAAAUCAUUGACGGUCUUGACCGUUUGCGACAAGUUUUACCCGAGUCAGGUUCAACAAAACGGCUCUCGAAGAUUAACACAUUAAAAGCAGCCAUCGAAUAUAUCACGUAUCUAGGCGAAGUUUUGGAAUUUGGUGCGGAGAACUGCGACCGUCGUCUUAACCUGAGAUAUGACAAGCAUAUACAAGGACUCCGUGAACGUCCAGCACCCGAUCAUCUCAAGAAACAGACUGUUAGUUCACUGGUUACUGGCCAGGAGAGAAAGACAGUUAAAGCGAGAAGACGACAGAUGUCAUCUAAGAAGUUACCACCAAUUUCUUCAGUCUUACCAGCCGUGACAGUGCCAAUUUCGUCAAGAUCAAACCGAAGGGCAGAACUCCGACCAGAACGCAAGGACGAAUAG